AUGAAGGUCCGCCCAAUCAUGAUAGCUUACGGUUGGAAAGUCGGCUCUCUAGAAGAAAUGACUACUGAAAACCUUUAUGGUCUGAAUUUUGACCAUGGCAAAAGAAUUUUGCUCCGUCUACGUAGUAACUAUGACCAAACCCAGUUUUUGCCCUUUGGCAUGAUUAUGGACACUAUGCUCCAUGAACUGGCGCAUAAUGCCCAUAAUGGUCAUGGAGAUAGUUUUUAUAGGACUUGGGACAAAUUACGAGAGGAAUAUUACUCGUUG
Molecule: messenger RNA, 267 nt
Organism: Lobosporangium transversale
Lineage: Eukaryota; Fungi; Mortierellomycota; Mortierellomycetes; Mortierellales; Mortierellaceae
Product: WLM domain-domain-containing protein
Exons: 1
Source: RefSeq, a predicted model, not a curated record